GGAAAUGGUAAGUAUGGUGGUGUGUUGAUGGCUGCAACAGGGUUAGAUGGUCAAAAUGGAUUAGUUUGGAGUUUUCAAAUCUGAGACAAUUGAGAAUUGGAUGAUAUUUCUCACUGACUUGAAGCCAUUACUCGAAGGCCAUCCAAUGCCAUUGACAUUCAUUUCAGAUAGGAAGAAAGGGCUACUUGAAGUUGUUCCUGCUGUGUUCCCAAAAGCACAUGUUAGAUAUUGUUGGAGGCACUUGUAUAGCAAUUUCAAGAAGCACUUCAAGGGACAAAAGUUGUAUAACUCACUGUGGAAUGCAGCCAAAUGCUACAAGAAGAAACAUUUCUACAAACACAUGGAAGAUAUAAGGAAAGAAAAUCUUGCAGCUGCCAAGUACCUUGAAGAUGUUGGUAUUGAGUCAUGGUCUAGGGCCUUUUUUGAUGACACCAGUAAAUGUGAACACCUAAUUAACAAUUUUAGCGAGUCAUUUAAUUUCAUGCUAAAAAAUAUUAGGGACAAACCCAUCUGUAGAGUAAUAAUUCUUUAUAAUCAGUUGGUUAGGAGUUUGUUUUACAAAAGGAAAAAGGAGAGUGCAAAAUGGAAUCCUAAAGAAUUGGUUCCAACUGGAAUGAAACUGAUCGGGAAGAUGUUGAAGUUGGUUGGUGAAUUUCAAGUUGACCCUUGUGUUUUUGGGAAACUGUAUGAGGUUACAAAUGUAGGAAGCAAGGCAGUUUUUAUUGUUAACUUGGAUGAAAAGAAAUGUACUUGUCUACAGUGGCAACUCAGAGGAUUUGUUUGCCAACAUGCUGUUUGUUGUUUGAAGCCAUUUAGACCUGAUUGGACAAAGUACUGCUCUCACUAUUAUACAGUUGCUACAUACAGAGUUAUAUAUGCACCAACUGUGUUUCCAUUUCCUGAUAAAGAAGAUUGGCCUGAGUUGGAAGAAGAUGAAAAGAUUGAUUUGGAACCUUCACUCAAGACAAGGAAAACAGGAAGGCCAAGAUCUAAAAGGAGAAGAGCAUGGGAUGAGCCUAAAGCACAGAAAAAGACAUAUUCAUGUAGAAUAUGCGGUUCAACUAUAACAAAGCUACAUGUGCAGGUGGUGAUGUUGGUUAGAAUCCUAAAGCAAAGAGGCAAGGAACUCAAGUAGAUGGUUCUACCUUCACCAAAUUUGAAAGACCUGUUGCAUCUACUUCUAAGGCUAAACAAGCAUCUCAACCAUCCAAUAUUUCAAAAGCUGCAGCUCUAUCUAGUACUAAAGCAGGUAGAACUUCAAAGAAGUAGAAAAUGACUCGAGCAAAGAAGUGAAUGGUUGCAGUUUAGUCCUGUAAUUUGCAAUAGUAUUUAUGUCUUAUUUUGAUGAGAUGAUCUGUUUUUUGGUUGAUGAAAACUCUUCGUAUGGAAGUUUCUUUAAUCCCCUUGAAACUUUAUGUUAUUUUGGAACAUACUUAUUUAUGAAAUGAAGUUUGUUUA
Messenger RNA from Papaver somniferum (opium poppy), 1458 nucleotides. RefSeq lists its product as uncharacterized. Bases 101 to 1135 code for a protein of 344 amino acids. Gene Ontology annotation, biological process: DNA transposition. The record is from RefSeq and is a predicted model, not a curated record. NCBI's taxonomy places the organism in Eukaryota, Viridiplantae, Streptophyta, Magnoliopsida, Ranunculales, Papaveraceae. The transcript is spliced from 5 exons. Gene Ontology annotation, molecular function: DNA binding; zinc ion binding; transposase activity.